Sander lucioperca (pikeperch) is the source of this 2455-nucleotide messenger RNA. Its product is annotated as ERBB receptor feedback inhibitor 1. The record is from RefSeq and is a predicted model, not a curated record. Gene Ontology annotation, biological process: regulation of keratinocyte differentiation; negative regulation of epidermal growth factor receptor signaling pathway. The transcript has 4 exons. Gene Ontology annotation, cellular component: extrinsic component of cytoplasmic side of plasma membrane. NCBI's taxonomy places the organism in Eukaryota, Metazoa, Chordata, Actinopteri, Perciformes, Percidae. The coding region runs from base 328 to 1461 and encodes 377 amino acids.
GGGUGCUGGAUGCUUUUAUAAGGAGAUGUGGAAACCCGCGUCACGCUGACAAAACGAGUUUCGCCUCCCAGUGUUGUUGUCAGAGGAGGGAUGUUGCACAUGGUUUAGUUUUGACAGGGAGACUGGCUCGUGGGCUACUAUACAGCUUUUCUGACAUUGGACAGGAACUGGUCGGCCGAACCGACUUUACAUGAUGGACACCAAUUGUCUGCGUUUUCAUGCUUUCUGCUGGUUAGAGUGAAGCUGUGAUGGGUUUGAUGGAGCUGACUUGUGUUCAGAUACCAAACAGACCUUUGUGCUUUUUAUCAACACAAUUUCUGCCACAACAUGGCUGGGAGUCAGAAUAACUCCUGGGGACAACAUGACCUGAACAGAGAGUGCUUUGGCCUGAGUGCUGACAUGGAACAAAACUUGACGGAGCUUCAACAACAGCAAGGAAUGGCCAAGGAAUUUAACUGCAACAUCUCCCAGUCUCCUUUCUACUCUGAUACUUACCGGCAAGCAUCUGACAGCAUACUGCGGCCCCAUGAGGGAGACCAGGUAGUCCCUUCUUCCCAGAGAUGGACAGUGUUUGGGGGCCACCAGAGAGAAGUCAAACCCCUGCCGCCUCUGCCUGACCCUGAGGAGCUCAUGUCUGAUGAGGCAGCCGAUAGUGAGGUGGAGUUUUUUACCAGCGACAGACGCCGCCUUUUGCCCAAAAGCUGCCCUAAGGCCAUGUGCAGGGGCAUGAACAGAGACUGUGGCCAAGUGAAUUACGCCUACAAGGAGAGCUCAUUGCAUGCUGGUGGUGCUGGGACUGGCUCCAUGGCUUUCUCUUGGCCAGGCAGAGAGGACAGACCAUCAGGGAGAGGAAGCGGGUUUUGGGCACUAGCUCUCCAGAGAGAAGACCACCAGCAUGUGGUGUCAGCUGUCAGGGAUACUGUGUGUAGCAAACAGCCAGACCAACACCAAUCAUCCAGAUUCCAGUUUCCCUGUUCAGGCCCUGCUUCCCAGCCUCUCCACAUCAGCAGCACAACCUGCCCCACUGACAAGCCCCUAAUCCCUCCUCGUAUCCCCAUCCUGCAAAAACGUCCCGCUCUCUUAAGGACUGUGAGCGCCAGCCAGGAAGACAAGCCUCCCAAAAUUCCUCCAAGGAUCCCCUUAGUCCCACCCUGCCCACCACGUACCCCGAGCCCCAAAAGCCUUCCAAUUUAUAUCAAUGGUGUGAUGCCUGCCACACAGAGUUUUGCUGCUAACCCAAAAUAUGUGAGUAAGGCAUUACAGAGACAGCAGUGUGAAAGGGUGCCACCUGCAGCUCAGUUUUCUCCCUGCAUUGUUCCAAUUUUGAAGGAUGGCAGACAGGCCAGCGCCACGCACUACAUCCUCCUGCCGCCGGGCCUACCGACGUACUCAGACAGACGAGAAAGACUCCUGAGUGAACCGGCCAGGACGGGAAACAGCGGCGUCUGGCAGAACAGAUAGAAACCCUCGCUUAUGUCCCUGUCUAAAACUUGAUGAGUACAAAACUGUGACUGACAUCAAUAACAAUAUGAUACACUAUUGAACAGAGUGUGUGAAAACAUUUACAUGCUACACUCACAUGUCUAAUGUCAUAUUGGUGUUAUUUUCAAUGACUGAUGUAUUUCAAGACCACUUAUGUCACACAACACUAUGAGGUGUGAGGUCUCCUUUUCUAACUGAACAUUUUACUGGUCAGUAUUUUAGCAUCAUAACAUUCCAGUAUUUUCACUAAUAGUGGAGAAAUAUUUAUAUAACCAUUUUCAAUUUUGGUUUACUCAGAUACUGCAGUUUUCUCACAGAGAUAAUGUCUUAUCACUCAUUCAUUCUGACAGACAUAUGCUAUUACUAAUACUAUAUUUCUUACGAGAGAGCAAAUAAUUACUGUAUGUACAAGCUGGGCUUGUACCAAACUGUUCAUUCCAUGUUUAUGACAAUGCUGCUUGAAAUCUUAAGUAUGAUGUAUUGAUAGAUUUAAUGUUUUGCUGAAUCAUUCUCCCAAUAAUAGUUAUGGUAAAUUUAACAAUGAACAAUGUGGCCAAUAUAAGAACGACACAACACAACCAAAACAUGCUUUGAACUAUAGUGAACCCGAACACUUCACCUGAUAAAACACUUCUUAUUCCCAUGACUUUUGCAGGCAAGUGCACUUCAUUUUCAUUACACAGCUUUCCCUAUCACAAAAAUGUUUUUCAGGUUUUUCAUCAGUAGUGUUUGUAUACACAGGAGUAAAAGAAAGCCUUAAUUUUCAGUAUUUGGAAGUUGAUAAACUUUUAAUCAUUAUGAUGAAUUGUUGUCAUUAUGUAUGUGUAUUUAGCUCAAACAAUGUAUAUAUAUUCAGAAAAGUACAGCUUGGGCCUUUAAUGAUUCUUUAUUUGUGUGUGGGCAUGGAAAUCAUGUUACGUUUUAUACUGUUAAGGUAUAGACCCCCCCCCCCGGUUUACAACCUUUGUUACAU